AAUAGUGUUUUUCUUUUUUUUUGAUGAUAGCGUUUUGUUCGUGUGUGCCCCUUUGCUAAUCCAUAAUUAGAUUAUAGAAUAUUAGAUUGAUAUUAGACAUAUUUUUAAGGGUUCUCCUCACUCGAAUCUCAACCAUCAGAACAAACACAAUUUUGCCCGGCCCUUCCUAGGUUUUUGAUAUAAUAAAAAGGCAGAGAGCUCAUAGAUGGGGAAAAAAAGGAAAAACAUUGAUCCAUCUUCGAACUCUUUCGUAAAUUUGAAAGAAGAAGAAGGGAGAGAGAGAGAGAGAUAACAAUGGCGUUUACAGGGACACUAGACAAAUGCAAGGCGUGUGACAAGACGGUAUAUGUUAUGGACUUGAUGACAUUGGAAGGAAUGCCUUAUCACAAGUCAUGCUUCAGGUGCAGCCAUUGUAAUGGCACUCUCGUGAUAAGUAACUACUCAUCCAUGGAUGGAGUUUUGUAUUGCAAGACCCAUUUUGAACAACUCUUCAAAGAAUCUGGAAAUUUCAGCAAGAAUUUUCAAACAGCAGGAAAGACCGAGAAAUCGAAUGAAACGUCGAGGGCUCCAAACAGGUUAUCUUCCUUCUUUAGCGGAACACAAGACAAAUGUGCAGCUUGUAAGAAAACAGUUUAUCCUCUAGAGAAGAUGACAAUGGAAGGAGAAUCUUACCACAAGACUUGCUUCAGAUGUGCACAUAGUGGUUGUCCAUUAACACACUCUUCAUAUGCUGCUCUCGACGGCAUCCUUUACUGUAAAGUCCACUUCAGCCAGCUUUUCCUUGAGAAAGGUAAUUACAGUCACGUCCUCCAAGCCGCCGCUAACAACCGUCGCACGGGGGCUGACGAAGACAAAGCCGAACCCAAAGAAGAUGAAGCUAACCCUAACCCUAACCCUAACCCCACCGAAGAAGAAACUUCUGAUGCAGCAGCAAGUGAAGAACAUGAGUCCUAAGAUGAUCCGGGAGAGUUUUUUUUUUUUAUAAAAUAUAUCAUCAUCAUAAAUUGUUAAAAGAGCCACAGUUUUCUUUAACUAAUGCAACGAGGUAGAUCCAAAUUCUGUUUUUGUUACUUUUGUUUAUGGAACUGCUUAUUAUUAUAUUUGUAAAGUAUUUUAUUCAAGUUUACAAGUAAUGUUUUAGAUCCAAUUUGUAGCCAAACAAAUAAUUCAUAUCCAUUACUCCUU
Messenger RNA from Camelina sativa (false flax), 1185 nucleotides. RefSeq names its product LIM domain-containing protein PLIM2c. Lineage: Eukaryota; Viridiplantae; Streptophyta; Magnoliopsida; Brassicales; Brassicaceae. The record is from RefSeq and is a predicted model, not a curated record.